Messenger RNA from Candoia aspera, 2222 nucleotides. RefSeq names its product zinc finger protein 271-like. Lineage: Eukaryota; Metazoa; Chordata; Lepidosauria; Squamata; Candoiidae. The transcript has a single exon. Bases 103 to 1692 code for a protein of 529 amino acids. The record is from RefSeq and is a predicted model, not a curated record.
AUUUCCUCCAGAAAACCACAAAACUCUUCUCUUUCCCCAGCAGGAAACAGACAAAGGAGAGAAAAACAGGAAGAGAGUUUUGAGCUGGAAAAAAUUCAGUAUAUGGAACUCAAGGAAACAUUACCUGAAAAGGUCAGGGGGGGAAAUUUCCAAAUUCAGAAAAAGAGAGAAAUCUGUGGGAGAAGCAGAGGCUGUAGAUCACGGCUGAUUAUGCACAGGAGGAUCCACACCAGAGAAAAGCCAUACAAAUGCUCCGAAUGUGGCAAAAGCUUUACUUGGAACAGCUCCCUGGAGGUACAUCGAAGGACACACACUGGAGAGAAGCCAUACCAGUGCUCUAAUUGCGGCAAAAGCUUUAGCGUGCAUGCAACCCUGGUAAGACACAAGAGGACUCACACCGGGGAGAAACCAUAUGAGUGUCUGGAUUGUGGGAAAAGUUUCAGUCAGAGUUCCCGCCUGGUGAUACACAAGAGGACUCACACUGGGGAGAAACUGUAUGAGUGUCCAGAUUGUGGGAAAAGUUUUAGUCAGAAUUCCAGCCUGGUAAUACACCAGAGGACUCACACUGGGGAGAAACCAUAUGAGUGUCCAGAUUGUGGCAAAAGUUUCACUCAGAAUUCCCACCUGGUAAUACACCAGAGGAUUCACACUGGGGAGAAACCAUAUGAGUGUCCAGAUUGUGGCAAAAGUUUCAGUCAGAAUUCUGACCUGGUGAUACACCAGAGCACUCACACAGGAGAGAAACCGUAUGAGUGUCCAGAUUGUGGGAAAGGUUUCAGUCAGAAUUCCAGUCUAGUAAUACACCAGAGGACCCACACAGGAGAGAAACCGUAUGAGUGUGUGGAUUGUGGGAAAAGUUUCACUCAGAAUUCCCACCUGGUGAUACACCAGAGGACUCACACAGGAGAGAAACCCUAUGAGUGUCCAGAUUGUGGGAAAAGUUUCAGUCAGAAUUCCAGCCUGGUGAUACACCAGAGGACUCACACAGGAGAAAAACCAUACGAGUGUCCAGAUUGUGGGAAAAGUUUCAAUCAGAAUUCCCACCUCAUGAUACACCAGAGGACCCACACAGGAGAGAAACCGUAUGAGUGUCUCGAUUGUGGGAAAUGUUUCAUUCGGAAUUCUGACUUGGUGAUACACAAGAGGACUCACACUGGUGAGAAACCGUAUGAGUGUGUGGAUUGUGGGAAAAGUUUCAUUUGGAAUUCUGACUUGGUAAUUCACAGGAGGACUCACACUGGUGAGAAACCGUAUGAGUGUGUGGAUUGUGGGAAAAGAUUCAGUCAGAAUUCCCACCUGGUGAUACACCAGAGGACUCACACAGGAGUGAAACCGUAUGAAUGUCCAUAUUGUGGGAAAAGUUUCAGUCAGAAUUCCCACCUGGGGAUUCACCAGAGGACUCACACAGGAGAGAAACCAUAUGAGUGUCUGGAUUGUGGGAAAACUUUCAGUCAGAAUUCCAGCCUGGUGAUACACCAGAGAAUUCACACUGGGGAGAAACCAUAUGAAUGUCCAGAUUGUGGGAAAGGUUUCAAUAGUAGGUCUAGCCUUGUAAAUCAUGUUGGUUUACACACAGGGGAGAAACCAUUCAAAUGUCAAGACUGUGGACGGUGCUUCACACAAAAUUCCUACCUUAUCGCACACAAGAAAAUCCACAUACAGAAAAAGGUGAUGGCUGUAGAGAAGCCUUGAAUUUCACUUCUGAUCUCUUUUCAGAAAUCCCGCUGAGAAAUUAACUAUUAAUUUCUGGCCUGAUUCUUUUUAGUCAACAUGACUCAGCGUUAGACGUGAGGGAGGAGUUAACAAAAAUGAAAAAAGUUAGUUUGAUAAUGGCUAACUACAUGUACCUGGCUAUCAGCAGAACUUUCUGGAAAUGUACUUUUGCAGAAAUAGUGCAAUUGCUGCAGAAAGGAUUUUUGGAGGUAUUUUUUGCGUAUUGAUCAUCAUAGAUCCUAGAAAUGUGACAUGCAGAAUUUCACCCUUCUUCAACCUGGGUUUCCUCCAGAUUUCGAGUCCCAGAUUUUCCCAGCCAGCAUACCCUUUCAGAAAAUAUCUGGGAGUCAUAGUCAGUGUUUCUGGGAGUCCCCAGUAAGUGGCUACAGGUCCUAAAAGAUAUAAUACAAAAAAUAUAGGCGCAGUCAGGUUUUAGUUAGAUUGUGGCUCCUCAAAUAUGCUUGGAGUUGCCUGCUUGUUAGCCUUUGAUGGCUGGUGGGUGGGACAUU